Molecule: messenger RNA, 219 nt
Organism: Meloidogyne enterolobii
Lineage: Eukaryota; Metazoa; Nematoda; Chromadorea; Rhabditida; Meloidogynidae
Source: the annotation of a GenBank genome assembly
UUCAAUACAAACAAUCAUCUUUACAAUUAUGUAGUGAAACAAAUGCGUUCCCAAAAAGAGCAAAAAGAUUUAAUUCGCUUAGGAGAAUUAACAGCAACCUAUUUAAAAAGCCAGAAUAAACUGCGUGAAUUACGUUCAAUUUAUUACAAAGAAGAAUGUAGUACUGAAGAAGCAGCAAAAUUAGUUGGAUUAAAACUGCCAAAAGCUCGAAAUAUUUGA